GUACAAACUCAGGAGCUUUUUAUGUUUCAGGUUCGUGGGAGUAAUGGAGAAGUUCUAUACAUAUUGGAUGCCACCAACCCACGACACUCCAACUGGCUUCGCUUUGUUCAUGAGGCACCAUCUCAGGAGCAGAAGAACUUGGCUGCCAUUCAAGAAGGAGAAAACAUUUUCUAUUUGGCAAUUGAAGAUAUAGAAACAGAUACAGAGCUGCUGAUUGGCUACCUGGACAGUGACAUGGAGGCCGAUGAGGAAGAACAGCAAAUUAUGACAAUGGUCCAAGAAGGGGGAGUUAAAAAUUCUAAAGGACAAUCAACAGCUGGCAGAAAAGAUUGCCUUGGCCGUAAAGAGGACUAUGCUUGUCCCCAGUGUGACUCGAGUUUUACCAGUGAGGAAAUUCUUGCUGAGCAUCUUCAGACAUUGCACCAAAAACCUACGGAGGAGAAAGAAUUUAAGUGCAAGAACUGUGGGAAGAAAUUCCCAGUUAAACAGGCUUUGCAAAGACAUGUUCUUCAGUGCACGGCGAAAAGCAGUCUGAAGGUUUCUUCACGAAGUUUUCAGUGCUCUGUUUGCAGUUCUUCCUUCAGUUCAGCAUCGAGUUUUGAGCAGCACCAGGAGACCUGCCGGGGAGAUGCCAGGUUUGUGUGCAAGGCCGACAGCUGUGGGAAGAGGCUGAAGAGCAGGGAUGCCCUCAGAAGACACCAGGAAAACGUCCAUGCUGGAGAUCCUAAGAAAAAGCUCAUAUGUUCAGUGUGCAAUAAAAAGUGUUCUUCAGCAUCAAGCCUGCAGGAACAUAGAAAGAUUCAUGAGAUAUUUGAUUGUCAAGAAUGUAUGAAGAAAUUUAUUUCAGCUAACCAGCUAAAACGUCACAUGAUCACUCACUCAGAAAAACGACCCUAUAAUUGUGAGAUUUGUAAUAAAUCUUUCAAGAGGCUCGAUCAAGUGGGCGCCCACAAAGUAAUACACAGCGAAGAUAAGCCUUACAAAUGCAAGCUUUGUGGAAAGGGAUUUGCCCACAGAAAUGUUUACAAGAAUCACAAGAAGACCCAUUCUGAAGAGAGACCAUUCCAGUGUGAGGAAUGUAAAGCUUUGUUCCGAACCCCAUUUUCUUUGCAGAGACACCUGCUCAUACAUAACAGUGAGAGGACUUUCAAGUGCCAUCACUGUGACGCUACCUUUAAAAGGAAGGAUACCUUAAAUGUUCAUGUCCAGGUGGUCCAUGAAAGACACAAGAAAUACAGAUGUGAGCUAUGUAAUAAGGCAUUUGUUACACCUUCAGUGCUUAGAAGUCAUAAGAAAGUAAGUAGAAGCCUUCUAAAUGACUAUGAAGUAAUAGAUUCCGCUACUUGGUGUGUACUGCUGAGUGAAUGUAAGGAAGUGAUUCCUGCUUCAGAUAUGAGUUGGGGGAGUGAUGGCAGUGCUUGCUUUGCUAGUUUACUUUUUUCUGACCUGGAGACUUCCUUUGCAGGUGAGCGUCCCUAUCAAUGCCCUUACUGUGAAAAAGGAUUCAGUAAAAAUGAUGGACUGAAGAUGCAUAUUCGUACUCACACCAGGGAGAAGCCAUACAAGUGCUCAGAGUGCAGCAAAGCCUUCAGCCAGAAGCGAGGCCUGGAUGAGCACAAGAGGACGCAUACUGGAGAAAAGCCUUUUCAGUGUGAUGUUUGUGACUUGGCUUUUAGCCUAAAGAAAAUGCUGAUCCGACACAAGAUGACUCACAAUCCCAAUCGUCCACUGGCAGAAUGCCAGUUUUGCCAUAAGAAGUUUACAAGGAAUGACUACCUCAAAGUGCACAUGGACAAUAUCCACACUGAAGCUGACAGCUAAUGGUAGCUGUAAAGGAAUUAAACCAUUUAGAAGGGCUCCUAAUAUGAAACCCAGAUUUCUCUCACCUGAUUAGCAUAGCAGAAGUAGCUAAAAGUAAUUCACUGGUCUCAUAGUACUUAUUUGCCUACCUUUAGAGUUUGUAGAUGCUUAUGCAAAAAAAAAAAAAGAAAAGAAAAGAAAGGAGAAAGAAAGAAAGACAAAAAGAAAGAAAGAAAGUCCUACUUCUACCAAAAAAUGGUACAAAUGGAAAAGAAACCUUUGUAGCCUUGCAAAAUACUGCUUGUGCUCUGUUUCAUAAAAUGGAAAAAGGAGUCAUGGCUUUCCUUCUUGGCCACCUCUCUGUAAUGAAGUUUAUUAACAUACUCUUUAUUAGGCCUUUUUAUUUUAUUGUCAUCUUUGUGUGUGUGUCUAUGUGUGUGUGCAUGCGUGCACAUGCUGGUUAUUACAACUGACUACUACUACCAGAAAGAAAUUAAUAUACCAAAAUAUUUCAUUGCAGAUGAGGAUAAGGUUAAGAGUUUUUAAAGUAUCAAGCAUGAUAACAGGAUAAAACUUGCUAUUUUGUGAAACAGACCAAAAGUUGAUCUUACUUACAGCUCCCUACAACAGUUCAGUUUAAAAUAAAGAGGUAUUUAAGAA
This is a messenger RNA of Leptonychotes weddellii (Weddell seal), 2460 nucleotides long. The record is from RefSeq and is a predicted model, not a curated record. NCBI's taxonomy places the organism in Eukaryota, Metazoa, Chordata, Mammalia, Carnivora, Phocidae.